Messenger RNA from Agrilus planipennis (emerald ash borer), 2160 nucleotides. It is a transcript of the gene Fbxo42, whose product is annotated as F-box only protein 42. The transcript has 6 exons. Bases 167 to 1852 code for a protein of 561 amino acids. The record is from RefSeq and is a predicted model, not a curated record. Gene Ontology annotation, molecular function: protein binding. Lineage: Eukaryota; Metazoa; Arthropoda; Insecta; Coleoptera; Buprestidae.
UGACGUCAAAAUAUCAGAAGAAAAAUAUUUGGUUAGGAAUUCAAAGAUUUAUUUUGGUAUCGAAGAAAUGAAAACAUGUAGCAAAAAUCAAAUUCAUUCGCAAUAUAUACUUUAUUCAAGCUAGACACGUAGUACUGAUGUGAGUUUGUGCAGCGUCUAAGGGAACAUGGAAGCAAAUUUAUGUAAAAAAAUGUGCACUGUGGAAGAUCUUCCCGAUGAAGUCCUGGAAUUUAUUUUAAGUUUAAUUCCACCCUACAAAGAUCUUCAUCAGUGUAUGCUAGUUUCGAAGAGAUGGAGGAAAUGCGUUUGCAAUGUUACCAAAACAAGAAUUAGGAACUUGUAUAAAGCAAUUUCUGAUUUUGAUAUAUCAUGGCACUCCCUAACCCCUAUGCCAAUGGCCCCUGCUAUAACAAAGAGAUAUUCUCAUGUAGCAGCUGUACAUGAAGAUUCAAUGUAUGUUUUUGGUGGUUGCACUUGCACUAUGACAACAUUCAAUGAUUUAUGGAGGCUUGAUUUAUCAAAAAGACAAUGGAUUAGACCUCUCACAAUGGGAACUUACCCUUCUCCAAAAGCAUGCUGUUCAAUGGUCUCUUAUAAAAAUGAAUUAGUGUUAUUUGGUGGCUGGACAUAUCCUCCAGCAUAUCCCCUUCAUCAGAGCAUACAUCUAUUUAAUGAGUUACACACAUAUGACAUUCCUGCAAAUAGGUGGACUUCAAUAAAUACAGAGGUUUCUCCACCACCCACUGCUGGUCAUUCAGCAACUGUUCAUGGAGAUAUUAUGGUAGUCUUUGGAGGCCUUCAAAGAGCCAAUAAUGUUGUUCAUUCCAUAAAAUCCAAUGAUAUUUGGACACUUAAUUUGAAGACAUGGACAUGGCAUAAACAAGAAGUAAUUGGGCAUGUAAAACCAACUGAAAGAUAUGGUCAUUCACAAACUGCCCUUGAUGACAAACAUAUACUCAUAAUGGGUGGUUGUGGAGGACCUAAAUUUAAUUAUUCUGAUUCCUGGCUUUUGAUCAUGGAUGGUCCAUUGUGGAAAUGGAAGAAAGUAGAAAUCAAAAAUAGUAAUGAUGCUCCUCCUACCCUUUGGUGUAAUCCUGUAUGCAAAGUAGGAGAUAAAAUAAUUGUUCUUAGCCGUUGUCGAACUAACAGCUCUCUAAAGUUCGUGUAUUAUUCAAAAGGAGUGUGGAUUCCUCCAGUAGAGAGUGUUGCUGAACAAAACCAAAGAAUCGAUUCAGCAAAUCGGACGGUAGAUCGAGAUGAGAAUGUAAAUGGAAAAAGAGGCCUUUUUAGGAGCAAAACAGAAAAUAUCGGGACUCAACCGCAACCUGGUGCUAGUCAUGAAAGUGGCAAUAACAGCAGUAACAAUAAAAAAGGACAAGACCAAAGAGAAGCAGAGACUGAUGAUUUAUCAAAUAGGUCAAGUUUACAUUGUAGACGUAAAAUCCCUGAAGAUAAACAAAAAGAAAGAUUAGAACGGCUUCGUAGAUUAGAAGAGAAAUUAAGAAGCCAAUUUUCGAAUUGUAAUGGCAAUGGUAAACCCCAACCGAGCGAAAUUUGUGUAGUUCCAUCCCCAAAGAAACAAAAAAUAAACGUGUUAGGAAUGUACGUUUUAGACAUUUCGCAUGUCACCGAUGAAAACCCUAGUGUUACGUGGCUACCGGUGAAGAAUGACGGUGCAUUUACCCAAGGACCUGAAGAGACCAUUCUUUACACUUUGGUUGCAGGAAAGUCAGAACUUAUCAUGUUUGGAGGUAUUCAAAAGGAAGCAAAUGGAAUAGCAUGCACCACCAAUCUUAAAAAUCAAGUUUCUAAUUCUUUGCAUUUUAUUGGAGCCCCAAAACAUAUUAUUUAGGUUAUUUAUAAAAUGAUACCAAUUUCGUGUUUCUUGCCAUGUUAAAAUCAUUUUAAAUAUAUACCGACCUCUUUUUAUCAAUUAUUAAUUUUAUAAGGCUUCUAAAAUUGUCAUAAUUAUUCAUUUUAUAAAUAAAAUAAAUAAAUAGCUUAGCACUUUACUAUAAAAUGUGCGCAAAAUUAACAUUUAAACUUUAAGGCAAAAAGUUACACAGAAUGUACAAAUAUGAUUACACAUUCGUUCAAAACUGAAAGAAAGUACUGUGUUGUACCUCUGUGUGCAAUAAAAAUAAAGAUGUUUGAAAAUCA